UUUAUUUUUCUUGUGUAAUCUUGAAUAACGUCGCAAUUAUUGAUAACAGUUUUGUUAAAGAAUUCAAAUUUCGUGGUUUUUUGUAUGUGGUGCCAUUUACGCUAGAUGGCAGUGCUAGCAAUUUUCGAUUUCGAGAUAACGAGUCAUGACACUGUGUUACUUGCUAAUAUAAGGUUAUUGUGUCAAAAUAGAAACAAUCGUCUAGUUUAAAUUAUUUACGGAGUGUUUAUUUAGUUAAAAUUGAUAACGAAAUGAAACCCACACUUGUAGCUGAUGAAAUGUUUCCGGACGGCGCCGGAUCUUACAUUGAAUUAGAGGAGGUCGGUGGCAGUCGCUUAUUAGUCGAUCUUACUGCAAGUGAAAAAGCAGUACAUGCAGACUUUUUUAAUGAUUUUGAUGAUCUAUAUGAUGACGAUGACCUUGAAUAAAAAUGUGUGAACUAUUAGAUUAUCAAUAACUAUCAUGGCCAUAAGUUACAUUCAAUUAAAACGUAUUUCUUGUUACAAAUUUGUAGUAAGUGAUGAUAAUAGAACAUAUGAAUCAUA
Megachile rotundata (alfalfa leafcutting bee) is the source of this 545-nucleotide messenger RNA. Its product is annotated as COP9 signalosome complex subunit 9. Lineage: Eukaryota; Metazoa; Arthropoda; Insecta; Hymenoptera; Megachilidae. The record is from RefSeq and is a predicted model, not a curated record.